AUGAACGCCGUCAUCUCGGCGAGCGACAUCAAAACGUUCUACAGCGCACUCCACUGUCUCAGCCGCUUCUCCGAAUCGUUCUGGCUACAAUGUAGUCCGCGUAUUAAUGGUCAAGCGCAGAUCCGGCUUUCAGCAAUCAACCCGACCAACUCGGCGUUCUGCAUGUUUGCCUUCGACCCGGACUUCUUUCUCAACGUCAGCACCGAGUCGAAUCAGAAGAUCGAGUGUCAGAUCCAGCUCAAGAACAUAUUGUCGAUCCUUCGGACUCGAGGUCGAAACGUCGAACGGCUAUCGCUCACCCUCACCACCACCUCCAUCUGUCGAUUCACCCUCACCCUUCACUGUCACCAUUCGAUCCUCAAAACCCACCAUCUCACGUACGAACCCAAACGAGGUCUCCUGCCCACCGCCGACCCCAACCCGCCCAACUUCUUCUGCCUCAAUCCUUCCACCGCCACCGAAUGGCUAGACCACUUCCUCUCAUCCUCCCGCACCGGCGAGAUCACCCUUCACUGCACCCCGGACGCGUGCAUCGCACGCUCCAAGGAGGAAGAGAUUCCAGAGGCAAAAGGUGGGAUGAGAAAGGCCAUCAGUACAGAGGUCAAGAUCGCGGUGGAAGAGUUCAAGGAGUACUGCGUGCUGGAGGAGGUCAAGAUGACCUUCAGUUUGAGAGAGUUCAAGGCCACGGUGGGGUUGGCGGAGGGGUUGGGGGUGGGGGUCGAGGUGAAUUUCAGCGGAGGGGACGAGCCGUUGUUUGUGAGGAUGAGGGUGGAGAGUGCGGUCGCGGCGGAGUUUGUGAUUGCUACGACGAGGGGGGAGAGAGGGGCUGGGGGAACAGGGGGUGGAUCUGAGGGAACGGCUGGGGAGUCUGUGGAAAGAUCAGGAAGGAAUGGAGACGGGACAGGGACGAUGCCACCUCCGCCAGCUCGUAUCGCUGCUUCCGUCACAAGUUCCGCUUCGGCAUCAAGGUCAGAUCCAUCCUCCGUAUCAAGAAUUACAGUCGGCUCCAAUCCCUCAACCAGCACUCGCGCAGACUCAUCCCUCCUUUCACAACCCACACGGCUCCCCUCAGCACACACUUCCGACCGACAAAUACCCAAUCAAUCAACCCCUCUCCCCCCGCUCGAAAAUGGCUGCAACGAAGAAGAGCAGGAGGACGAAACGCAGCCGCUGUUCUUUCCAGGAGCUUCGCAGCUCUCGCUCCAGCCGACGCAGGAGGAAGAAUCUGGGUUUGUUCAGCCUACACCGGUGGCACAGGGUGGUGACCCGGGAGAGUUCUUGGAUCCUCAACAGCCGCCGGCGACGAUGCAGCGUCAGCGACGGGGGAUCGAGGGAGACGGUGGGAGUUAUGCGCGGUCUCGGGAUGAGGAAGAGGAGGACGACGAGGGUCAGGACGAUUCGGAGCGUGCGGAUGCGGGACCACGGAAGCGCUUCAAGCCAUUAUUCUAG
This is a messenger RNA of Pseudozyma hubeiensis SY62, 1449 nucleotides long. RefSeq lists its product as hypothetical. The record is from RefSeq and is a predicted model, not a curated record. The transcript is spliced from 2 exons. Gene Ontology annotation, cellular component: checkpoint clamp complex. The coding region runs from base 1 to 1449 and encodes 482 amino acids. NCBI's taxonomy places the organism in Eukaryota, Fungi, Basidiomycota, Ustilaginomycetes, Ustilaginales, Ustilaginaceae. Gene Ontology annotation, biological process: mitotic intra-S DNA damage checkpoint signaling; DNA replication checkpoint signaling; cellular response to ionizing radiation.